This is a messenger RNA of Aspergillus uvarum CBS 121591, 813 nucleotides long. RefSeq lists its product as uncharacterized. The transcript is spliced from 3 exons. The record is from RefSeq and is a predicted model, not a curated record. The coding region runs from base 1 to 813 and encodes 270 amino acids. Lineage: Eukaryota; Fungi; Ascomycota; Eurotiomycetes; Eurotiales; Aspergillaceae.
AUGUCAUCAAGGAUCAAAUCUGUGGAAAAUAAGAUUCAGAAGAGCCCGCAACAUGUGCUUGUUCCCUGCUCUGAACUGGAAAAGAGUUUAUCUAUGGACCCUGCCGACGUGCGCGCUGAACCCAAUCUCAUCGAGAGAUGCUUUAUCUUGAUGGUGGCAAAUUUGAUCAACUUGCACCUAGAAAAUGUUCAGAGGAAGUAUUCCCUUACCGAGGAAGAACAUGAUGUUUGCGGACCCGUUGUGGGCGAAACUCUGACCACGAAUCAUCAAGCUUCGAUGAAGGAUUUGAUGAUUCAGAUGGCCAAUCAUCCUUCGGUACCUCUCCGGCUGCUUGAUCGGGCUCGUGAACCUUCGCUGUUGGUCGCUGAAUCACAGAAGGGUGGUACGAUUGCAACAUUCCGUGAAUGGAAGUAUCAUAAAUGCCCUGCGCAUAAAAGAUUUGCUUGGGGAUGUUUGCAGGAAAUAAUGGAACGACCAAGUGAUGCCAAACGUUCCCAGAUUCGUCGUCUACUCAUGACCACCAUACGGAGACGGGCCAGUAGGCAACUGCAUGCGUACGGAUUGCAUCUUAUCAUGCGAAACAAGAAGUCAGCACGCAUCAUGAACCUCUUAAUGAAUAUGGAAAAGGCAUUGAGUGGAAGAUCCCCUUCUGUACUUCUGUCUUCGAACAAGAGCAAAAGUUCAUGCACCGAUAUCUCUCGAAUUGGUCAGCCUCUACACUUUGGAAAUUCAUCAAUGGCGAGCAAUGGGUUUGACAUUAUCCUCCUAGCCACAUAUGUGGCGAUCUCUUCUGGGCGUGGGCCUAUGCCAUAG